Messenger RNA from Pangasianodon hypophthalmus (striped catfish), 1527 nucleotides. It is a transcript of the gene aga, whose product is annotated as aspartylglucosaminidase. NCBI's taxonomy places the organism in Eukaryota, Metazoa, Chordata, Actinopteri, Siluriformes, Pangasiidae. Gene Ontology annotation, molecular function: N4-(beta-N-acetylglucosaminyl)-L-asparaginase activity. Gene Ontology annotation, biological process: protein deglycosylation. The record is from RefSeq and is a predicted model, not a curated record. Gene Ontology annotation, cellular component: lysosome. The transcript has 9 exons. The coding region runs from base 393 to 1409 and encodes 338 amino acids.
CGUCUGACAUCACAUGACUAAACACGGAAGUAAAUAGUAACAGUAGAGUUCCUAUCUGGGAACACGUCCAAAAUAGUUCAAAUAUUGCACUAAACCGAUUUUUAUUUAAAUACUAGCUAAACUUAAUUAAAGCAGUUAUAAUUAAUUUUUAUUUUUCCUGCUAUUUUGUGAAGCGAUUCGUUUUAACGGUCGAUAUUUUUAUAGGUUUGUGUUCCAAACCGGAUAAGACCCUCCGUAAGCGCACUACUUCUCGUUACUAUGGUAACCUGCAAAAUAGACUAAUGACAGUCACAAGGCAGUGAAGUCAUGUGAAUGAAACCGGAUAGAGAGGAUGUAAUAAACAGCGUGAGGUGUUUUUAACUCAGUUAUAGAGGUUCAGGGAGGAUUUCAACAUGAUUCAAACACUUUUAUUCUCGUUUUUCGUUUGUUUUCUCCCGACAAAUGACGCUAUUUUACCGCUGGUGAUAAACACCUGGAGCUUUGAGAAUGCCUCAGUAACAGCGUGGCGCUCCCUGCAGGUCGGUGCGUCUCCGCUCGACGCCGUACAGAGAGGAUGCGCUGCGUGUGAAGAGGAGCAGUGUGACGGCAGCGUGGGCUUCGGCGGACAUCCUGACGAGACAGGAGAGACCACGCUGGACGCCCUCAUCAUGAACGGUGAUACGAUGGAGGUGGGAGCGGUGGGAGAUCUGAGGAGGGUGAAGAACGCAGUGGGCGUGGCUAGAGCCGUGAUGGAGCACACGCAUCACACGUUGUUAGUGGGAGAAUCAGCGACAGAGUUUGCUCAGGACAUGGGCUUCAAAGCUGAAAGUUUGUCCACUAACUAUUCGAUGAACACUUUCUCACAGUGGCUGAGUCAGAAAUGCCAACCGAACUACAGGAAGAACGUUUUCCCGGAUCCUUCCGUGUCAUGUGGGCCGUAUAAACCCCGAGCUGAAGUGAAGCCGAGGCAGAAGCGAGGAUUAAUUAACCUCCGCUCCCACGAUACCAUCGGAAUGAUUGUGAUUGGACGCAGCGGCCAGGUGGUUGCAGCGACGUCUACCAACGGAGCGAGCCAUAAAGUUCCAGGCCGUGUUGGAGAUUCUCCGAUAGCAGGAGCCGGGGCGUACGCAGACAGUGCAGUAGGGGGCGCUGCAGCGACAGGUGAUGGCGACCUCAUGAUGCGUUUCCUGCCCAGUUUUUUAGCGGUGGAGUUGAUGAGGUCAGGAGUCGAACCCACCGCCGCCUGUGAAACCGCCAUCUACAGGAUCAAGAAGCAUUACCCACAAGUCUUUGGGGCAAUCAUCUGUGCCAACCGCACGGGCGGAUUCGGUGCAGCGUGUAAUAAAGUCUCGGGCUUCUCGCAGUUUCCCUUCACGGUGUUUAAUCCACAGAGCAACAGACCUCAGCUGCACAAAGUCGACUGUGUGUAGCGCUGAUUUUACACACAACACACGUUCCUGAGCAAACACUGGAAUCAGUUCAGCGCCGCAGGGGUCGUAGUUUAAUUAUUACAGAUUGUUGAAGUUUUAAUAAAUAUUUUUUUUCAGA